This is a messenger RNA of Polypterus senegalus (gray bichir), 4479 nucleotides long. It is a transcript of the gene hoxa9b, whose product is annotated as homeobox A9b. The coding region runs from base 2792 to 3574 and encodes 260 amino acids. Gene Ontology annotation, biological process: regulation of transcription by RNA polymerase II; DNA-templated transcription; anterior/posterior pattern specification. The transcript has 2 exons. Gene Ontology annotation, molecular function: DNA-binding transcription factor activity, RNA polymerase II-specific; RNA polymerase II cis-regulatory region sequence-specific DNA binding. Gene Ontology annotation, cellular component: nucleus. The record is from RefSeq and is a predicted model, not a curated record. NCBI's taxonomy places the organism in Eukaryota, Metazoa, Chordata, Cladistia, Polypteriformes, Polypteridae.
AGUGCCUUAAUUGCUCCAGUUAAAGUCGUCUUCGCAGCUGUACAGAGCGUAUAUUGAAGGAGGGUUUCUUUUCUUUAUUUACGUAGAUAUUUGUCAUAAUUUAUAUGAUCAGCUUGUAUUCUUCAAUAUAAGUACGAUCAAGGUCAGGUUUAGUAUAUUUUCGCCGAAGAAGUCUAUUCAUAUCGUUGAAAGUCAAAACCUGGAGUGGUAUUAAAGGCUUUAUUCAUUGAUUUACUUUUUGAUAUUUUUUCUGUGUAUUUACACAUGAUUAAACCAAGUAGUAGAAAUAUUUCAGGUACUAAAGCUGCUUUGAAGGUGCAUGUGUUAAAGUAAUCGUAUAUGUGGCUGUUCCACUCUUCGCAGAAAAUUUAAAGAAAAACAAAAAUGCUAACACCGCAGUAAAAAUUAAUCAGAAACCAAGACAGUAUUAAGCCGCAUUAAUUUAAAAUAAAAUAUCGUGUCUGUGUUGUUAUUUGUACUUCUUGUAUAGCAUCAACAACAUUUUAAAACACAUUUGUUGUGAAACCUAAAAAGGUUACUGCUGCCAUUUCAAUGUAACUGAUCAUACAGCCGCACAAGAGCGACCUCACUUGGCUAUCAGACAGGCGUCAUUUUGUCUUGAUUCUAGCAGACAAAACACAAACAACAGACGUUGUUUUUAAUGAAUCUCACACGGCUAUAACCCCAUAACUUCCAAAAAUUAACUACAUGGCCUGCGCUAGGAACUUGACAACAUACAAUCUCCGUUACUCGACUGCAAAUAAGUUCUGCUUUCAAAUUAACUUAGAAUUAGGCCUUCAGUUCAUUAUUUAGAGACGGGUGAGUACCUGCGGUGCAUAGCUACAAAUAAACUAAUCUUAAAAAAAAAAAGUAAAAUUCUCCUUGCUGCAAGGACAUGAACUUACCAAUUAUAUCUUCUACUAUUAAUGAAAAAUAAUUCAAUACUUUAUCGGCCCUUAAGAUAGCGUUUAUUUUUUCCUUAACUGACUCCAAGGCCGAAUACUAAUUGCAAAAGGUUUCUUUUUCGUUGGUUAACCAUUCCACACCAUACUACAGUUGAGCCUCCCACGCUCGCAGAGUAUUAGUUUAUAGCGUUUUGUUAAUGACAACUCUCGAAAGGUGCCAAGCAUGCAUUCUUUCGAAAAUGCAUGCAAACAUGACCGCUGAAGCAGGGUGUAGGGCACCGAUAUUUUGCUUUUUUAUUGGGUUAUUUAUAUACGUCUGAAAUAGCCAUAUUGAUUCUUGAUUUUAUUACAUAUUGCUGAAAAAGACUCUGGUUAACAAGAGAAAUAAGAUUUUAUCCCCAAAAUUAAAUUACACACAAUCGCCUCUUUCAUAGUGUUCACAGUUUAGGGAAUUGUAUUUAAAUUCUUCAAAGCUUUUUAAAAAGUAGUACACUACUAACCGAAGAAUUGAAAUUCCAUAAUUUUUCUCCUUGCACUACAUUUAAUGAUUAUGAGAUUUUUGAGUUUACAUAUUAAAAGUGACGUCUAUGAAUUCAAAGUAAAAUAAUAACAAAAGUAACCUAUGUUACUUUAGAUAUUUUUAUAUUAAAUAGCACUUGCUUGUUUAAUUUUCAAGUCUCCGAAAUGACCCAACCGAAAUUUAUGCAAUUCCGAUUUUUUCUCAAAUAUAAUUUUAAUAAAGGCCUUUUAUUUUUUUCUGUAAUUUCCAUUAGUGUAUUACUGCUGUCGAGUGUCGUAUUAUGUUUAAAAUACUGAGAAAAUGUUUUACAAAUAGUCUGUUUGCAGUAGUUAUUACACAAUGGGAAAUAAAUGUAAGUGCAGUGACGUCUGCGAGUACAGCGUUUUUCAUAAAAGGAUUAUAUUACAAAUGAAGACUUCAGAUGUCAACUAAAUGCACACAGUGCUGUUAUAAUAAAGUUAUCUAUCUAUCUAUCUAUCUAUCUAUCUAUCUAUCUAUCUAUCUAUCUAUCUAUCUAUCUAUCUAUGUAAGAAAUGCAAAUAUGACCUUGUGACUAAUCUUUAAGAAAAUCAAGAGGUCAUUGUAAUAUUUAAAAUUAUAUGACUUGCAGUAGGUGUCUAUCUAUCUAUCUAUCUGGUAAGACAAAGCUGAAAAUACGUCAAAUACUUUUUUCUCUUUCAAUAAUAAACAUUGUUAUUUUGUAAACGUAUAUUAUACAAAUCGACAUACGAUGUCGUAAUUAUAAAUUAGUUCCAAAUAUAUUUCUGGUUUUAGUCGUAGUAACCGGGGAUUAGGCGAUUCCACACUUUUAAAGCAUAUACAAAUGAUUAGUGUUAAAAAUUAUAAGAAACAGAUUUAACGAGAUUGAUUUGUUCAAAUAAAUACACCCAUUUUAAAAUUUUGUAUCUCACCUUAGUACUCUAAUGCGAUUAUUAUUUUUAUUAAUUGAUUUGGAAAUUAAAGUUAUUUUAUUUUCUCUGUGAAACAACAACAAAUCUACAAAAAGAUUAAUUGUACAAGUCUUCAAUUCUUCCUGUAUAAAUAGAGUAUUGUAAUGCCACUGAAGAGGUUUAAUAUCGUGUUUACUGUACAUAUCAAAUAAUAUCCUUUUUCAUAAAAUCAUAUGGCUUUACAAUAAAAAAUUAUGACUGAAAAAUGCUGACCCCCAUUUUUACUGGUUUGCGGACUGAUUUAUAUUUUAUUGUUCUGCUUGGCGAUCACGUGUUCUGCACCAGCCAAUCCGAAUGCAGACGUCUUUUAACUUAUUAGGUGUCUGUAGUUCUUUGUGAAGCGAACUUGCUACUUGAUUGUACAGUUUCAUGUAUUCUUAACGAGUGUAUGUUUGUGUUUUUCUGUGUUUAGUGCAAUGUCUACCUCGGGAACAGUUAACAGUUACUAUGUAGACUCUCUUACUAUUCACGAGGGCGAGGAUCUUUUACAGCCCAGAUAUUCCUCCGGUACAGUGCUUCAGCAGACAAGACAAACAGCUUUGACUGAGCACACAGAGCUAACCCCUUGUAGUUUUCAACCUAAAUCCUCUUUACUCGGUACAUCGUGGAGUCCAGUUCAACCUUCCAAUUAUGUAUCUUCUGUGUAUCAUCCUUAUAUGCAUCACGAAGGCUCGGCUGGAGAACCGGAUGGGAGAUAUUUGCGUUCUUGGUUGCUGGAGCCAAUGUCAGGAUCCAUCCCUUUUCCUGGAUUACCGUCUACAAAGCAUUACAAUAUUAAACCUGAACCAUUUAACAGGAGAGUUGACUGCUCCACUUUCGAAGCACAUACUCUGUUAUUUUCAGAAUUCACUAAUGGAUCUUCUCCAGCAGAAAAUGAAGAACCUUCAGGAGAGCCUGUCUUGCCAGAAAAAAACGCAGAGAAUAUAUCAGUGGUAGAAAAAAAGGAGACGGACUCAAAUAACCCAUCUGCAAAUUGGAUACAUGCGAGGUCAACAAGAAAAAAGCGAUGUCCGUACACUAAACAUCAGACGUUAGAGCUGGAGAAGGAAUUUCUCUUCAACAUGUAUCUCACUAGAGACAGACGAUAUGAGGUGGCUAGGCUACUUAAUCUUACUGAAAGGCAAGUUAAAAUCUGGUUUCAGAACAGAAGAAUGAAGAUGAAAAAAAUCAAUAAAGAUCAUCCCAAGGACGACUGUUAGAAUAUUACAGGAAUGACAGCGUGUAGACCGCUCCGUAAGAAGGAAAAACACAACAUUAAAAUGAUUCUCAUAAUUUCCUUACGACAGAAAGGAGUUAAAAGACUUGUCAGAAAAGUGCUGCAUUCCUUUGACGCCUAUUCACUUUUGACUACCUUUAUGGCUGCACAAUUUGCUCAUGAACUGUCUUAAAGUGUGUUUUCCAAUUGUAUUUUUGUUACAGCCACUGUUGCGGCAACCCACCUAUUCCUAUAUACUUGAACAUUGUGUCUUCAAAGUGAUUACUUAUAACUGGAUAGUUGUGUUUUAUUGUUGUAUGAUUUGUGAUAGUAAAAGUAGACAUCGUUGAACUCAGGUUUGCAAAGUAAAACGCAAGUUCUGUGAGUAUUUAUCUGUCACUAAAGUAUUUAAUGUUAUAAAGCUGCAGAAAUUCCGUUCUUUAUUACCAUGGUGCUGUCUAAUUAUACGAAAAUGUUUCCAUUUGUAUAAAAUAUUUGAUUUCUAGGGCACAUUUAUAAUAUGAGCUCUAGUUAAAAUAUAUAUAACGCUCGGUAGGUAACAUUCUCUACUUAAACUAACCUUAUCCACGUUGUUGAAUACUCUUUAUGUAACACAGAGAAAAUGUUAAAUGUUUAACUACCUAAGUACUUGAGAGAACUACCUAAAUUGAUGCAAAGUACCAUACGGAACAACUUUAAAUUGUAUGUUGAAGAGAUCGAAAUAAAUUACUUUUAACCAGUAUUUUAGUGAACCCAGUAUUCAGAUCUAGCAAUUGUUACCUCAUUAUCUUGUUUAAACAUUUUGUUUUUAAAUUAGGCACCUUGGAUUCAACUAUAAUAAAAAUGUUUAGACUAAUUUGAUUCUGCUGUUUUCACUUGCUUGGAGUACUUUCAUGACUCUCAUUGCAU